ACAACGGGAAUUGUACUAGCUCUUGGCUGGCAGCAGUAUGCAGAGCCUAUUAUUAACUAACCUUUUCAGAGACUUUCCCUAAGUGACGCAACUCUGAGACCCAAUGUAAUCCGGAAUUACUGGAUAGUAUGAUUUAAGGAUAGUUUGCCAUCUUCUUUCGCUAAAACUUUCUUUAGACUUAAGCGAAGAGCGCCUGCUGAACCCGCCGACCUUUAUUUACAGAACUAAAGCUUGGCUGUUGGCCGGCUGUUUGACUUGUUUAAACUGUACAGAAGCGAAGCAGCAGACGAUGAUGACGCUGGUGAUACUGUUUCUCCUCCCGUGCGCUGCAGUCAGUGCGAGAACGCGAAUGGUACCACCUGGCCACGAAAUUGUGAAUUCCAGGAACGUAGAGGCAACGGAGAGCCAAACGUAUAGUAAAGCUCUCACCGUGGAUGGGAAGGAAUGCCAGUUCCCUUUCCGCUACGGCGGAACUGUUUACCAUCGCUGCAUCCAGAGGCAUUCUUCAAAGCCUUGGUGUUCUACUACGCAUAACUUUGAUCGAGAUUAUCGCUGGGGCUAUUGCGUGCCUGAAACCAACAAGACAAGCAGGUUGUUCCUGUUCCCGGACCCUUGUGCUGAGAACCCCUGCCAAAAUGGCGGCCUCUGUUCCAGUGUACCCCGCACGCACUCCUUUGAGUGUUCCUGUCCUGAGGGCUACACCGGGAGGCUGUGCACGGAGCAGAAGUGCUAUGAGGAGGUACACCACAGGCUGUACGACCUGGGGGAGUCCUGGGGCCGGAUACAUCACCGGAACGUGGAGCAGUGCGCCUGUGCCAACGGCAUCAUCGAGUGCGUGCGCGUGCGAUACACAGUCUGCAUCUCGAACCCGUGCCAGAACGAGGGGGUGUGCCGCCUCAUCGUGUCCACGGGGGAGCCGGUGUGUGCCUGCACACCUGGAUUCAGCGGCCAGCACUGCAGCUUGACGCCCGAUGCGGACUGCUACGAGAACGGGGCCGUUGGUUACCGUGGCACCGCCAGCGUCACGCGAUCUGGAGCCCGCUGCCUGCCCUGGAGCUCCGACCUGCUGGCUGACGAGCUGAGUGUGGAGAACGUGCAGGACGCCGCCCUGCUGGGCAUCGGGGAACACGCCUUCUGCAGGAACCCAGAUGAGGAUACCAUGCCCUGGUGCUACACCCUGACGAACACGGAGAUCUCCUGGGACUACUGCAACAUUCCCAAAUGCAGGGCAGCUCUUACGAUGUCCCGGCGGGUGGAGAGCCAGGACGGGCCCCUGCCCCCCGCCCCCCCGCCCGCCCGGCCCCGGAGGGCCCCUGUGUGCGGCCGCCGGCACAGGAAGCGGGUGCCGAGGGGCCGGAUCCUGGGGGGCCACUCUGCGCUGCCCGGGGCCCACCCCUGGGUGGCAGCGCUCUACAUCGGGACCUCCUUCUGCGCCGGGACCCUCAUCACCUCCUGCUGGCUGCUGUCGGCCGCACACUGCUUCCUGGGCAAUCCCCUCAUUUCCACCGUGCGCGUGGUGUUGGGGGCGCACUUCUUCAACGACACGGGUCCUAAUGCCAAAUCCUACGGCAUUGAGAAGUACGUCUUUCCAGAUCACUUUUCCAUCUUCAAUCCCACUCUCCAUGACAUCGUCCUGGUGAAGCUGAAGAGGCAAAAUGGCCGCUGUGCCAAACGGGGCCAGUUCAUACAGCCCAUCUGCCUGCCCGUGAGAGUGACCUUCCCUGACUACCACUGCUGCCAGAUCAUGGGCUGGGGCUACAUGUAUGAGAAGGCCGGUGUGUACUCGCAGCACCUGAGGGUGGGCACGGUGCACAUCUUCCCGUUUGAGCAGUGCUCGCGCCCGGAUGUGUACGGGUCAGAGGUCACCUCCAACAUGCUGUGUGCCGGGAGCCACCGCUGCAUCGACGCCUGUCAGGGUGACUCCGGUGGGCCUCUGGACUGUGUGAAGAAGGACGUGCACUACCUGUACGGCAUCAUCAGCUGGGGCGACGGCUGCGGCCGGAACCGCAAGCCCGGCGUCUACACCAAGGUCGCCAACUACAUCGACUGGAUCUACCGCAUCAUCAAACGCAAGCCCUGAUACUGCACAAACAAGCCCUGAUACUGCACAAACAAGCCCUGAUACUACACAAACCCUGAUGCGGUGUGGUCGCCAACUACAUCGACUGGAUCUACCGCAGGGGUGCACAGCAAGGGCCGAUCCGCUUCACGAUUUUGUGCCAACUUCUGCUCUUAAUUAUUUAAUUAGCUAAAUAAUGUCUUUAUCAGACAUCUGUAUACCCACCAGCUAUAGCCGCAGAUGGCUAGUGCAUCCUAAUGAUUUCACUGUGCUCAAGUACAAGCUUGAACCAGGGUCAUUUAUAGAGCUGUCAGCAAAUUAAAAACAAGGUAAUUGGUUGGAACAAAAACCAAUCUGCAGACCGGCCCCCCAGGACUGGAGUUGUGCACCCCUGAUCUACUACGUCAUCAAACGCUAUCAAAUCCGACUGCAGUGUCUGCGCAUAAAAACAUCACAACAGCGUACAUACCUUGGAGAACAGACCGUCAGGCCCGUCAAAGUCUCACCGUUUACAGUAGCCAGCAGUGCUUCAGGCCUGGGACCUGGACCCCCAGGGGUCUGUGCUCCUACGACAUGCCCCGGGAACUCACUUCCACCGUGCUGCUGUGCCUGCCGUCCGUGUGGAGGCCAGCGGACAUGCAGAAAGGCUGGAUAUGUGGACAGUGCUUUCGUAUUUAUCUGACCGGUACUCUUCACUGAUAUUAUUUAAAAUUAUUAUUUUUUGGUAUAAUUUCAUUCUUAUAAAGAUGCCUAUUUUUAUUUGUCUUGGCCAGUUCAGUGAAAGAAUAAUUUGGCCUUAAUUUAUAAUCAUAAAAGUUAAGUGAACAUUUCUCUGCAAAUUCAAAAAUUCAGGAAAAUAACAUGUUUGACUGAAGUGUUGAAUUUCCAAAAGAACAUUAUAUUUUUCACCUUUAAUGUUGCAUAUCUAUACUCAAUAUUUACUGCAUUAUUCAUAUAAUAAGCACAAUGUGUAUUUAGGGAGAAUCAUAAUUUAUUAACUGCAGUAGCCUACUUGAGAAUGGAGACUGUGUUAUUGUAAUUUUGUAUUUUACGAAUUUAUACAUUUAAAGCAUUUCAGUUCUUCUCUUUUUCACUCCUAUGUUUUUUCCAGUUUCAUAAUGAAUAUUAAUUUUGAAAGGACGUCUACCUAAGGUGCUACAACAAUGAAACGAUACAUAUCAAGCAUAUUCUUUAAUAAAACAAAUUGCAAACGUAGAGUACAAUUAAUUGCAUUUAGAACGAAUGAAAUCACCUUUCUGCUCUGGGAAACGCAUACACUCACAUGCACGCGCACACACACAGCAGUGGGAUACAAAGAUUGGUCGGUCUUGCACAGUGCCUAAAACCUACAGUAGUAGAGAGGUUAUCUAUAUCAGGAAGAAUCCCUACAGCUAAUCCAGUGAAGGUAAUGUUACCAAACCUUUUCAACACAGGAAAGGCAUGGUGAUAAAUAAAGAAACACUAUUACUAUUCCACUGAAUCCACUGGCCACAUGUUUUUUUUUAAUUCUUUUAUUUUUUAUCCGUUUUAUUAUAAUUUUUUCAUUCUUGCUUAGGGGAUUGUUUUAAGUGUACAUUUGUUAUAGCAGGGGUUUUGGGUUCCAGAUGGUCACUGUUGAUUAUGUCCAGAUAUUUCCUAAAUGGUCUUAUAAACGUUUGGAGGAAACCGACCAAACACGCAGUGUUAUCUCAUGCGUAAACAAUAACAACAGCAUGUGUGUGUUAAUAAAUAUUUAUUGAAUUCUUGA
Conger conger (European conger) is the source of this 3806-nucleotide messenger RNA. RefSeq names its product hepatocyte growth factor activator (gene hgfac). The coding region runs from base 290 to 2080 and encodes 596 amino acids. Gene Ontology annotation, cellular component: extracellular region. The transcript is spliced from 14 exons. Gene Ontology annotation, molecular function: serine-type endopeptidase activity. The record is from RefSeq and is a predicted model, not a curated record. Gene Ontology annotation, biological process: zymogen activation; blood coagulation. NCBI's taxonomy places the organism in Eukaryota, Metazoa, Chordata, Actinopteri, Anguilliformes, Congridae.